AUGGUUCCUACAAUUGUCUUUGUUACCGGAAAUGCGAACAAAUUGAAGGAGGUCAAGAUGCUACUUGCGCCUCAAGCAGGAAAAGAGCCAACGUUCGAGCUAACGAAUACUGAUAUAGAUUUAGAUGAGCUCCAAAAUAGUUCCUUGGAGGAAAUUGCCCGUCAUAAGGUGUCACAAGCACAAUCGGUGUUGCCCAAGGGUACUGCCGUCUUUGUUGAGGACACCGCUUUGUGUUUCGAUGCUUUUAACGGGCUACCUGGCGCAUACGUUAAAUGGUUUUUGAAAAGCGUGGGUCCCGAGGGGCUAGUGCGUAUGCUGGAAGGAUUCGAGACCAAAAAAGCCGAGGCUGUGACCACCGUGGCAUUUGCAGACUUUGAGGGUCAAGUUCACAUUUUCCAGGGAAAGACCAGAGGUAAAAUUGUUCAACCUCGCGGAUCUAGAGAUUUCGGAUGGGAUUGCAUUUUCGAGCCCGAAGAGGGCGCUGGAAAAACGUAUGCGGAGAUGGAAAAGGUUGACAAGAACCAAAUUUCGCAGAGGUCCAGGGCUUUUGCGCUCUUAAGCAAAUGUUUGAACGACGCGUGA
This is a messenger RNA of Lachancea meyersii CBS 8951, 582 nucleotides long. The record is from the annotation of a GenBank genome assembly. NCBI's taxonomy places the organism in Eukaryota, Fungi, Ascomycota, Saccharomycetes, Saccharomycetales, Saccharomycetaceae.